GUUGAGACACCAUGCAAGACUCUUGUGAGGGCCACCGAUGAGCCCCUAAUGUUCAAGCUCCAGGUAUUGAGCCGCUGGGUAUCCGAUGUGUUAUCGCGCAGCGUACCGGCUUCGGACUUGGGGUCGGGUUUGAUAUUGGGGGGUGCCGUUCGUUGAUCGGAGCGAUCGAUCGGCUGUGGGGCUCUAGAUGUUUGUAGCCAUAAGGGAGCUGUGUAUGCAGGAACGGGAUCGUGAGCCGAAACUUCGUGAAGCGAUGAUCAUGGGAAACUCGGGAAGUGAUCUCCGAGGCCGGGACGGGGCAGCCCGACCGACUAAGCGUGAUAAACGUCAGCUCUUUCUCUGGAUAAGUCGCAUCCAUGAUAUCAAAGAUUUGAUGUUUAUCGUAGUGGGGGAGUUUUGUGGAGGCUUGGGAAUAUUAUUGCUUUGUCUGUCGAGAGGAGAGCGUGUACUCAACGUGGCGUGCAGUACAAUACUUCCGCCGCAGGAAAAAGGAGGCUGCGUUGUGUAGCGAGAAAAUGUUUCUCUAACAGCAAUCUGCGUCACUUAUGGAUACAGCAAAUAGCUACUACUUACUAGUCUUUGAGGCUUAUU
Aspergillus aculeatinus CBS 121060 is the source of this 591-nucleotide messenger RNA. RefSeq lists its product as uncharacterized. The record is from RefSeq and is a predicted model, not a curated record. The transcript has a single exon. The coding region runs from base 188 to 508 and encodes 106 amino acids. Lineage: Eukaryota; Fungi; Ascomycota; Eurotiomycetes; Eurotiales; Aspergillaceae.